Messenger RNA from Lactuca sativa (garden lettuce), 2118 nucleotides. Lineage: Eukaryota; Viridiplantae; Streptophyta; Magnoliopsida; Asterales; Asteraceae. The record is from RefSeq and is a predicted model, not a curated record.
UCACAAAAAUUUCCUUCUCCCCCAAAUUUCCAUCGUCGUGGAACAAGUAAUUAAGCGAACCUUAAUGCUUUCCACAUAAACCCUAACCCUAAUUGCUACAUCUCCAAAUAAUCAACUCGUAUUCAAAGCAACCGAAGAAUGGCGGAGCAUUUGGCGUCAAUUUUCGGUACAGAAAAGGACAGAGUGAAUUGUCCAUUCUACUUCAAGAUCGGAGCUUGUCGGCAUGGCGACAGAUGCUCGAGGCUUCACACCAAACCCAGCAUCAGCCCCACUCUAUUGCUUUCCAACAUGUACCAGCGUCCUGAUUCCAUCACUCCAGGUGUUGAUCCCCAGGGUCAACCCCUUGAUCCUCGCAAAAUCCAAGAUCACUUCGAGGAUUUCUAUGAAGAUUUGUUUGAAGAGCUGAGUAAGUAUGGGGAGAUUGAAAGCCUAAACAUAUGUGACAACUUGGCUGACCACAUGGUGGGGAAUGUGUAUGUCCAGUUUAGGGAAGAAGAGCAUGCUGCAAAUGCUCUUCAAAAUCUCACUGGGAGGUUUUAUGCAGGGCGUCCAAUCAUUGUGGACUUUUCUCCAGUGACAGAUUUUCGUGAAGCUACAUGUAGGCAGUAUGAAGAAAAUGUAUGCAAUCGUGGUGGUUAUUGCAACUUCAUGCAUUUAAAAAAGAUCAGUAGAGAGUUAAGGAGACAAUUAUUUGGAAGAAGUCGAAGAAGAAGAAGCAGAAGCCGAAGCCGAAGCCACAGUCCCCAUCGCCACCGUGGCUACGACGAGCGCGGUAGCCGGAGUUCCGGAAGAAGGGCGGCCAGCGGUGAUUACACCGACUCCCGCCGCCGCCACCACAGCCGUAGCCCCGGUCGACGCGGCGGCGGCCGGAGCAGAAGCCCUGGCGGCAAACGGAACCGGAGUCCGGUCAGGGAAGGUAGUGCGGAACGAAGGGCAAAGAUUGAACAAUGGAAUAGGGAAAGAGAACAAGCCAACUCCCGCCCUAAAACCACCACUGAUAAUAAUAGUAAUGAACAAAAUGGAGAUGAGUAUUAUGAUCCACGUCAGCAGCCACAUCAGCAAUAUGAUGACUAGAUCGGAGUACAGGGUACAGGUUCACCAGGACUCCUGAAACAUGUGAUUGUUUGCAUUUCAAGUUCUUGAAAAAAAAUAUAUUUACAUUUUUUUUUUCUGGAUAUAGUUUUUAGGGUUAAAUGCAUGGAAAAAAAAAAUACAACAUUCAACAAUUCAUUUCUUUAUAGGAGUCUAAUCCAAAUACAAAGCAAUAUGUAUAUUUUUCAAUGUCUAAGGUCAUCAUUUGAAACUACAAUUCUAUAAUUAGAAAAAAAUAUAUUUUUUUCAAGUACAAUGCCUUAUUAAGAAAAUAUUUAAAGGAAAAUAUAUUGAAACAAAAUGAAAAGUAGGAUGUCGAUUGUCGUGUGGAUUAGAUAUGCAAUAAAAGAGAUAGUAAAUUGGCCAAGGUCAAGUAACACAAGUUGGGAUAACUGAUAAGGGUGUUUAGGUCAUUUUCCUUAUUUCUUCAUUAGAUCGAUUUAAUAGAAGUAUAAGUAGAAGUUUAGGGUAAAUGUUUGUUUCUAGGAGAGACUCGGCUUCUCGAAACCUUUGUAUUCUUUCAUUGGGGUGGUAGGGAUGAAUUUGUCUAAUGAUGUGUAGUUUUUUUCUUUUUUUAAAAUUAAAAUAUAUAUAUAUAUAUAUAUAUAUAUAUAUAUAUAUAUAUAUAUAUAUAUAUAUAUAUAUAUAUAUUUGAUUUUUGUAUUGGAAUAUAAAUAUUAUGAAGAAAGAAAUGUGAUCUUACAUAAUAUUCUAGUUUUGCAGGUUCAGGUAUCCCUGCAUGAAGGAUCAUGCCUUAUUAAUUGGAGCUUACGAUUAUUUUUGUAUACAGGUUGGUUGACUUUACUAAUCUUGGAAGGAACAAGUUGAAGAUGACGUGGCAUCCUAUUUUAUUAUUUCUUGCAGUAUUUGUGUUUUAGUUUCUUCAUCACAGAUGGUGUUUGAGGUUUGUAUCAAGUAUCAACAACUUUUUCUAUGCAAUUUGUUGUUAUGGAAAGUUGAAGGAUUUAGCAUUCAUAUGAUUUGACAUGGAGCAUCCAUUAUAAUUAUAAAUAUGAGUUUUUUCAA